GGGCAACCACAGCUCAGUGUCCAGAAUGUGUCCAGUAAUAACGUGGCCAUCAGUGGUCUCAGCCCUACCCAGAUACAGCUGCAAAUGGAACAGGCCUUGUCUGGGGAAAUUCAGCCGGGAGUGAAGAGGAGGAGGGUUGCCUGUACAUGUCCGAACUGCAAGGACGGGGAGAAGGGCAGGUGGGGACCUCCUGGCAGAAAGAGGCACGUGUGUCACAUUCCUGAGUGCGGCAGAACGUUUCGCAAGACAUCACUCUUGAGAGCCCAUGUCCGUCUUCACACAGGGGAGAGGCCAUUUGUGUGCAACUGGGGAUUCUGCACAAAGAGGUUCACCCGCAGCGACGAGCUGCAGAGGCACGCACGCACGCACACAGGU
Molecule: messenger RNA, 375 nt
Organism: Staurois parvus
Lineage: Eukaryota; Metazoa; Chordata; Amphibia; Anura; Ranidae
Source: the annotation of a GenBank genome assembly